GUUGCAAGGUGUGUGGUCUGGCAUAGCUGGGGCGUCACACACACUGCCAGGGACUCACCCCCUUGGGGACCGUCCCCACCACACACAGACCCCCCCCUCUCUGUGGGGAUGUCCCCCCAGGUUUGCAGCCCCCUUUCCCCCUCCCCUGCCUGCAGUGGCUCCCUCCCCCUGCAGUGAUGCUGGGGGUGCAGCCCCCCUGCUUUGCCAUCACUCGGUUGCCUUGCCAACGCGGUGGCCCUGUCCCCGUCCCUGCUCAGCGCUGUCACCGCGGGGCCCAGCGCGGGCGGCAGCACCCACAGCCCUGGCAGCACCGUGGGUCCGUCUGCCGGGUGCUCCUCCCCAGAGGCAGCCGCGCUGGGGCUGGAGCAGCGGUGGGACGCUGGUACCCAGCACCCUGACGGGGAGGCAGGGGAGGUGGCCGAAGCAGCUCUGACCCCCAGUCUGGCGGGGAGCAUCGGGGGGUAACCCAGGACAAAGCGUGACACAGGCCGGCAUGGACGGGGCUCCGCCACCCGCCAGCCCCGCGGGGCUCUCGGCGUACGUGGCCGUGUCACAGCUGCUGGGCCUGACGCUGUUGGCCACCACAGGCGCCUGGCUGGGCCACUACCGGGGCGGCGUGGCCUGGCACAGCCCCCUCCAGUUCAACGUGCACCCCCUCUGCAUGGUGCUGGGCAUGGUUUUCCUCCAAGCUCUCCUGGUUUACCGGGUGUUCAGGCACGAAGCCAAGCGCUCCACCAAGGCUCUGCACGCCCUGCUCCACGGCCUGGCGCUGCUCAUCGCCCUCAUCGGCAUCGUCGCCGUCUUCGAGUCCCACCGGACCAAGAGCAUCCCCAACAUGUACAGCCUGCACAGCUGGUGUGGGAUGGCCGCCUUCGUGCUCUACCUCCUGCAGUGGCUCCUGGGCUGCGGUUUCUUCCUGCUCCCCCGGGCCUCCUUCUCGCUGCGCAGCCGGUACAAACCCCAGCACGUCUUCUUCGGCAUCGCCCUCUUCGCCCUCUCCAUCGCCGCCUGCUUGCUGGGCAUCACCGAGAUGCUCCUCUUCAACAUCAAGGACUCCUACAGCCACUUUGUGCCCGAGGGUGUCUUGGCCAACACGCUGGGGGUGCUGCUGGUGGCCUUCGGGCUGGUGGUGGCCUACGUGCUGACACGGGACGACUGGAAGCGCCCGCCGCUGGCCGAGGAGAUGGCCCUGUCCAUGGACUUCAAGACGCUGACGGAAGGCGAGAGCCCUGGGGGUGGCGGCCAGUGAUGUCCCCAGCUCCCUGUCCCCACCAGAUGGUGUCUGUGGGGUGUCCCUGGUGUCCUGGGGCUCUGCCUGGCUCAGGAUGACGAGGACAGCUGGGGAAGGACGCGCUUGUUGGUGUAACGCUGCCUGUGGGUUCAGCUGUGCUCGGCCUUCAUCCUUCUCAGCUCUGCCCCGUGCAGCCCCCGGUGACCCCCGAUCCUGUCCCAGCCCCGUGGGGACAGCGGAGCCACAGCCCCAGCGGCACUGGGGGACGAAGGACAGCAGUUCCCCCAAAGGACGGGGGGGUGGGAGCCCAGAGUUCCCCUCUGCAAGUGGCCAAAGCCCGGAGUGUGGGGGCUGCUCCCCCAAAGGGCUCCCCGGGGGCUCAGAGCGACCUGGUGUCUGUGCAGGUUCAGUGUCUUUGUGUGCACAAUGUUUUGUCCUAAUGUGUUGUCUGCUCGGUCAUUGCUCCCAACCUAAUAAAUGUUUGCAACCAAACCCC
This is a messenger RNA of Columba livia (rock pigeon), 1727 nucleotides long. Its product is annotated as transmembrane ascorbate-dependent reductase CYB561. Gene Ontology annotation, cellular component: lysosomal membrane. Lineage: Eukaryota; Metazoa; Chordata; Aves; Columbiformes; Columbidae. The record is from RefSeq and is a predicted model, not a curated record. The coding region runs from base 494 to 1249 and encodes 251 amino acids. Gene Ontology annotation, molecular function: oxidoreductase activity. The transcript is spliced from 7 exons.